AUGCCGGCUAAGAAUUAUGUCAUUCGGUUUUAUUCCACGGAGAAACAGCGAGCGAAGGAGAAUCCAACCGAUCGAACUUUCCUCACCAAGCUUUGGAAACACAGAGACAUUUUCAACAGCUUCGAGUCGGACUACAAGUUCCCAGAGAGCCGACAGGUCUGGAGGAGUCGUCUGAGGAAGCCCAACUGGUCGAGACAGACGAACACCCACCUAGAGCACGAAGGGUCUGUCCUAGAAAUGUUCAACACCCCUCCCUGGAGUGCCAAGAUGUCCUCCACUCUCACCUCUCAGCAUGCAGUAGCUGUGCUGCGUUCAAACCUCUGGCCAGGAGCUUAUGCAUAUGCUUGUGGAAAGAAGUUUGAGAACAUAUAUGUUGGAUGGGGUCUGAAGUAUGCAGGGGGAGGGUACAACCCACCUGUCCCCCCACCACCACAGAAAGAAUAUCCCAGUGGACCAGAAAUUACAGAGGCCCUGGACCCAUCACUGGAGGAAGAACAGGCGCUGAAAGAAUCUUUAGAGGAGCAGCAAGCUGCCCAGGAGGAGUUGGAGAACACAGAUGAAGAGGAGGAGGAAGAUGAUGACUAAGAAAACAGUCAUACAUUUUAAAUUUCGUUUUAUCUUUGAAGUAUUUAUUUGUAAGUCACUGGCCAAAUAAAUCAGUUUAUCACGCAGCGUGGCUUGAUAUUGUAAACUCUGAUAAAUAUUAUAUAUAUUAUAUAUCUAGAUAAAUAUUGUUCAACAUCUCAAGAGGGCAGUAGUGUAAAGAUGAAGCAGUGUAAGUCAUCCAUCCAUUAUCUGUAAUUGCUCAUCCUUUGGAGGAUUGCUGAGGGCUGGAGCCAAUCUAAGCUGACAGUGGGCAAGAGGCAGGCUGCAGCUCAUCCCAGGGCUGACGCAUAGAGACCAACAACCAUUCACACCUACGGGCAAUUUAGAGUCACCAAUUAACUUGUUAACCUGCAUGUCUUUGGACUGUGGGAGGAAGCUGGAGCACCCGCAGGAACCACAGUUAUUAUAGUUUUGUAUUUUUUUUAAUUUUUUUUUUUAAUUAAUUAAUUAAUUAAUUUUUUGACUGUAGUUUCAGUUAGUUUCCAG
This is a messenger RNA of Morone saxatilis (striped sea-bass), 1092 nucleotides long. RefSeq names its product radial spoke head protein 6 homolog A-like. Gene Ontology annotation, biological process: cilium assembly; cilium movement involved in cell motility; axoneme assembly. NCBI's taxonomy places the organism in Eukaryota, Metazoa, Chordata, Actinopteri, Moronidae. The record is from RefSeq and is a predicted model, not a curated record. Gene Ontology annotation, cellular component: axoneme; radial spoke. The transcript is spliced from 5 exons. The coding region runs from base 1 to 585 and encodes 194 amino acids.